Molecule: messenger RNA, 802 nt
Organism: Monopterus albus (swamp eel)
Lineage: Eukaryota; Metazoa; Chordata; Actinopteri; Synbranchiformes; Synbranchidae
Gene: tifa
Product: TRAF interacting protein with forkhead associated domain
Exons: 2
Coding region: 205-792 (195 amino acids)
Biological process (GO): positive regulation of canonical NF-kappaB signal transduction
Molecular function (GO): protein binding
Source: RefSeq, a predicted model, not a curated record
ACAGUGACGAAACUCGGAGACGGGAGAAGAAGACACAUUGCAAAGACCGGCCAGCAGGAGUUCUUUUGUUUUCACCUGUAACAUUAGCACAGUUACUUUGUUGAUCCAGCUGCGCCUGGAGAAAAAGCAGUCUACAUAUCUGUAUCUUCAGAGUUAAAACUUCAACUUACAGUCGACCGAUUGGCUUCAUCACGAGCUGCCUUCAUGAUGAACGCGUCCCAGACAAUGGAGACAGAAGAGGAUCUCCUGACGUGUCUCCACAUUAAGCUUUACCACCCGCAGCAGAGUAGCAAGGGCAUGUACUCGCUGCUUCCUUUGGGGAAGCGGGUCAGACAGCCAGCAGAUGAAUCUCUCAGACUGGGUCGUGACGCCCAGGCCUGCGCAUACUCCCUGUUCGAUCCCCGGGUUUCCCGCAAGCAACUGGCCCUCCACCCUUACCGAACACCCCAGAACCCGGACUUGCUGUUCACCAUCCAGAACCUGAGUCAGAGAGGACGAGUGUCAGUGAACAGCUCAACACUGGGCUAUCUGGAGAGGAUGGACCUCCCAGACAAGGCCCUGAUCCGAUUCGGAGAGUAUGAAAUGCUGCUCGUCCGUGAGACCGGAGAGGCCCAGGGGAGCUUCGAGGUGGAGUUUGAGGUGCUGGCAGCGCCUCCGUCCAGGGAGACAGGCAUGUGUGAAUGCAUGACACCAGUCAUGGAUACAGGCUCCUGUGUGAUGAAUGGUUUCCUAGGGGAAGUCAGAAGACUGGGUCCCCUGGAGACUGAUGAGACUCUCAUGUAUCGAUCAUGAUAAAUCAUAA